Sebastes umbrosus (honeycomb rockfish) is the source of this 958-nucleotide messenger RNA. RefSeq names its product cell death inducing DFFA like effector a (gene cidea). Bases 1 to 636 code for a protein of 211 amino acids. Gene Ontology annotation, biological process: apoptotic process; regulation of apoptotic process. NCBI's taxonomy places the organism in Eukaryota, Metazoa, Chordata, Actinopteri, Perciformes, Sebastidae. The transcript is spliced from 5 exons. The record is from RefSeq and is a predicted model, not a curated record.
AUGGCGCCGCUGUCCAUCCAAUCAGGAGUGAGAUACGCCAGAACUCUGCUGCCGGAGACUCUGGUGAGGUCUGUAUCAACAGUCCGGACCACCAUCUCUCGACACAUCCUUUCCUCGGCUCAGCCUCGCUGUUUUAAGGUGUGCACCCACAGCCGGAGGCGGCGGCGUAGUCUGGUGGCGCCCUCUCUGGACGAGCUGCUGGAGCAGGCAGCGAGGGUGUUCGCGUUGUCCUGCCACUUCCUGACUCUGGUCCUGGAGGACGACGGGACUCUGGUGGACUCGGAGGAGUUCUUCCAGUCUCUGCCCAACAACACGCCGCUGAUGGUGCUGGAGAAGGGAGAGAUGUGGAUGCAGAACAAGAUCUUCCCGAGCUUCCGUCAGCCAAAGAGGAAUGGGAUCGCUAAACUGACCUUUGACCUCUACAAGCUGCACCCUAAAGACUUCCUGUGCUGCCUCGCCAUCAAGGCCACUCUGUGCGAGAUGUACACGCUCUCCUACGACUUCAGAUGCACCAACAUGAAACACAUCCUGAAGUCGCUGCUGCGCUGCCUCACCUACCUGACCAGACUGACCGGCCAGCUGCUGCUCUGCAUAUCUUCAUCAUUCCUGCAGUUCACCAGAGAGGACGACUGCUAGUGUGUGUGGUAAUCCAACUUUCUGCCAAAGUGGGACUGAGUGUAUAAAUCCCCUCCAGCGACCAGCUGAAUCAUCAGUAUGUGUGUAUGAGACUAAAUGUAAGCUUUUAAAUGGCCACUCUGUUUUUAUCUGAAUGAUCUUCCUCUUCCUCUUCCUCUUCGUCUGAGCAUGUCUGAACGCUCUAAAUGUCUAUAUCGUGUGUUACACUGUGUUACAUUGUUUUCUGGAUGUUUUUCUUCUGAUUGGAGCCGUGAGAGUUCAUAUUUAAUACCAAGAGAAAAAGUUGGGAGCUGCGAAUGUGAUUAAAAUCUGACUGUAAAUC